AUGCACCAACAAUCACCAACAGCAGGGCCUGUGCAAAUUGUAACAAUCACUCCCGAUCAUAAAUUUAUACUCGAUGAAAAAAAAUUAAAAGAAAUUUUAUAUCAUAGACGAGCACAAGGAAAAAAAAUUUCCCUUGUUUCUAUAGCUGGAGAUUUUCGUAAAGGAAAAUCUUUUAUGCUUGAUUUUUUCCUUCGUUAUUUACGAGCAAAAAAUCAAAAAGAAUGGAUCGGCAAAGAAAGUGAACCAUUAAAAGGAUUCGACUGGCGUGGAGGUGCUGGCCGUCAUACAACCGGAAUGAUUAUGUGGAGUGAACCAUUUAUUAUGUCAUUGCCAAAUGGUGAAGAAAUUGCAGUUCUACUGAUGGAUACUCAAGGGACAUUUGAUUCAAAUUCGACUGUAUUUGAAAAUGCAUUCAUAUUUGCAUUAACAUUACUUGUUAGUAGUGUAACUGUUUAUAAUAUAAUGCAUAAUUUACAAGAAGACAAUUUACAACAUUUAUCAUUCUUUGCUGAAUAUGGCGUUUUAGCACUUGACGCUUAUCAUACAUCUCCGUUUCAGCAAUUAACAUUUCUUGUACGCGAUUGGCAAUUUGAAUAUGAAACACCAUAUGGUUUUCAUGGCGGAGAAGAAGUCUUAACAAAUCGUCUUCAGAUCCGACCAAAUCAGCAUCAUGAUCUAGAACUAGUACGCUCUCGUUUACGUCAAUGUUUUCGUAAGGUCAAUUGUUUUCUAAUGCCACAUCCUGGUCUUAAAGUUACAAAUCGACGUGAAUUCGAUGGACGAUUAGAAGAUAUUGAAAAAGACUUCAAAACACAAUUGCAAUCAUUGAUACCAGAACUUUUCCGAUCGGACAAUGCAAAUUUUGUCAAAGAAAUCAAUGGAGAACAGAUCACAUCUACGCAAUUAUUUGAAUACUUUAGAACUUAUUGUGCUGUAUUCGCCUCGGGGGAAUUACCAUCACCAAAAGCUAUGCUAGAAGCGACAGCUGAAGCCAAUAAUCUAGCUGCCAAAGCUGUAUCAAAAGAAUUUUAUACACGUGCAAUGGAACAACACUGUGGUGGUGAUCGUCCCUAUAUUCAUCCCAAUCAAUUAGAUGCACUUCAUCAAGAAGUUUAUCGUCAGUCAAUUGAAAAAUUUCGUUGCGCUCGUAAAAUGGGUGGCGAAGAAAUGUCACAAACUUAUCUGCAAGACUUAGAAAAUGAAUUAGCUGAACAAUAUUCUAAUUAUAAAAAACAUAACGAUUCAAAAAAUGUCUUUGCAUUCAGUCGUACACCAACAACAUUUAUCUCGUGCAUGGUUUUAUGCUAUAUAAUAGCUGGUCUACUCGAAGCAAUAUGGCUCGGAGGAAUUAACUUUAUAUUUAUGUUUGCAUUUUGGCUUUGCUUUGUGUUACUAUCUAUGUGGUUAUAUACAAAAUAUUCAGGAGACCAUGCAGAAAUCGGAGAAUAUAUUGACUAUUUUGCUGAUGUUAUAUGGAUUCAUGGCUUUCAUCCUGUUUAUUCAAGAUGUAUACGUUCAGCAAUGCGCUCCGUACUGGGACAUACGAAACUGGAAUAA
Molecule: messenger RNA, 1557 nt
Organism: Rotaria socialis
Lineage: Eukaryota; Metazoa; Rotifera; Eurotatoria; Philodinida; Philodinidae
Source: the annotation of a GenBank genome assembly